ACUUGUAUAGUUGUCAAUAGAGCGAAAGUUUCAACGACAGCAAGUUGUAAUGAUAAUUUUUUCAGUGUAUUAUGUUUUCAUCCCAUAAUUGUGUUAGUUCACUGUGACAAGCUACCUAUGAUUGUUAAUUUUUGUACAAGGAAUGUAAACUUCCAUCGCCCAUGAGGGAUUGACAAGAAAGUUCAACAGUUUAUCUUGGAGAUAAAACAGUGAAACUUAGAAUUAAUCCCAAAAUGAGCAAUUCUGAUAGAUAUCCGGGACCGAUCCCAAAACGAUGGUUGAAGUGUCCAAGGAAAGCAGGAGAUGUGAUUGCAGGGAAAUUCUUGGCGUUUAAAACUCCUCUCGACUCAAGAUAUGAUGAUCAAGUUCCAGAAGAGUAUCGCUUUCCUCCUCAGAUGUUGUUUACUAUAAUGAAAAGUUACAAGAUCCAAUUAGGAAUGUGGUUUGAUUUGACGAACACCGAUCGAUUUUACAACAGUGCAGAGGUUGAACAGAAUGAUUGCCGAUAUUUGAAGAUUCAAUGUCAGGGUCACGGUGCAACACCUACUUUACAACAGACAAGAGUUUUUCUUGACAUUGCAGAGAGUUACAUUUCCAAAUUCCCCUUGGCAAAGAUAGGUGUUCAUUGUACACAUGGCUUUAACAGAACUGGUUUUUUAAUUUGCUCAUUCUUGGUAGAGAAAAUGGACUGGAGUAUAGGUGCUGCGCUCACAGCAUUUGCGCAAGCUAGGCCACCCGGAAUUUACAAAGGCGACUACAUUAGAGAACUAUACAAUAGAUAUGAUGAUGUUGCUGAUGCUCCUUUGCCUCCCGAGCUACCCUCUUGGCACACCGAAGAGGAGGAUGAUUCUAUAUCGUUUCAAGGCAACAAUUCUGGAAGAAGAGAAGAGAACAAUUAUCGCCGAAAAGAAAAGAACAAAAAGGAUCCAGAAUUUAUGGAAGGUGUAGGAGGUGUGACGCCUAUCACAGAACAACCACUCCUGAAUAAAAUUCAGCGUAGGAUUCAAGAGCUUUGUGAAUGGAAACAUUCUGGAUUCCCAGGCUGUCAGCCUGUCUCAAUGGAUCUUAAGAAUAUCGAAAAACUCCAUGAAAAACCUUACAAAGUAUCCUGGAAAGCUGAUGGGACUAGGUACAUGAUGCUCAUUGAUGGUCCAGACCAUAUAUUUUUUGCUGAUCGUGAUAAUAGUAUAUUUCAAGUGCAUGGCGUCCAAUUUUUCCAUCGAAAAGAACCAGAUAGACAUCUAAGUUCAACUCUUCUGGAUGGUGAAAUGGUCAUUGACAAAGUAGGCGGACAGUCUAUACCAAGAUAUCUCAUUUAUGACAUAAUUCGCUAUGAUAAUGAAAAAGUAGGGCAAACUCCUUUCUCUCUCAGGCUUUUUUGUAUUGAGAAAGAAAUAAUUGGACCUUAUAUUAAAGCUAAAGAAGAAGGUCGCAUCAAAGUUGAAAACGAACCCUUUCGUAUGAGAGCUAAAGCAUUUUUCGAUCUUCAUGACACCGCCAGCUUAUUAGGUUCCAAGUUCCAAAGUCAGCUUUCGCAUGAACCUGAUGGUCUGAUAUUCCAGCCCAAAAGAGAUCCGUAUGUUUGCGGUCAAUGCAAGGAAGUUCUGAAAUGGAAACCUGACUCUCAUAACUCAAUAGAUUUUAGGUUGAAAAUAGAAUUAGUGAAUCAACCAGGCAUGCUUCCUGAAAAAGUUGGCAAACUGUACGUGGGCAAAGACGUGCUUUUUGAUACAAUGAAAGUCUCAAAAGCAAUGAGGGAUUUAAAUAAUAAAAUUAUUGAAUGCAAGUACGACAAAACAAGAAAUACUUGGGUCUUCAUGAGAGAAAGAACAGACAAGUCGUUUCCUAAUAGUUUUAAUACAGCCAUUGCUGUGGCAGCUUCCAUUAAAGAUCCUGUAACAAAAGAAUUUUUAAUCAACUUUGUAGAACAACGUCGAUGGAUGUGCGAUGAUCCCCUCAAAUUGUCUUCAUCUAAAGAGGAUGCAGAAAUGAUGCCUCCCCCUAAAAUGCGUCGACUGAAUUAACAAUACUCCUUAACAAGUCAUAAUAAAUCUUGGCUUAAUUUACUUAGUUAAUUGUUUUGUCUGGUUCAAAACUACACUUCAGAUACUUUUUUCCUUGUUUAUAGUGCUCCCCCUCCCCUUUUCUUUUUUAAUUCUUCCCCUGUGAAAUGUGAAUCAGUAUUUUCGUGGAUCUAUGGAUUAUGUAUCUCAUCUCUAAAAUUUAUCAAGCAUAAAUGAAAGCGGUGAUUUUCAUUGAUUACUUCUUAUCAUUUUUAUUUAAGAAUGCUGUAAAUUCUAUUUUUAGAAACAUGGGAAUUGUCAGAGGAAUUAUUUUACUUUUCUCAAAAAUUAAUAGAUAAAUUUGAAAUGAUUAAUCCUUGAGCACCCUGCCUGAAAAUAAAUAUUAUAUUUUGUUUUAACA
Molecule: messenger RNA, 2424 nt
Organism: Bemisia tabaci
Lineage: Eukaryota; Metazoa; Arthropoda; Insecta; Hemiptera; Aleyrodidae
Source: RefSeq, a predicted model, not a curated record